AUGAUGAACAGCAGUAGAGCGCGGGUGCCAAAAUGCGCUCGGUGCAGGAACCACGGCCUCAUCUCCAGCCUGCGCGGUCACAAGAAAGCCUGCGCAUACCGCCACUGCCAGUGCCCUAAGUGCGGCCUCAUUAAGGAAAGGCAACGGAUUAUGGCUGCACAGGUAGCACUGAAGAGGCAGCAGGCGGCGGAAGACAAAAUAGCGUUGCAUCUGGCGUCAGUAGAGAGUGGUACAGCGUUAGAGACAUUACCACCAGGGCGGAUUUAUGGCAUGCGGGUCACAGGACCUUGCCCAAGUCCGGGACCCGAACCAGAUUCUGCCCACGAAGACCAAACUCCUAUCCAUAUAGACAGCGAGACCAGCGAUUCCCUGCCGGACUGCGCGUCCCCUGACUCCGCGGGCAGUGCCCUAUCAGCCAGACCACGUCUCCAAAAUGAAGAUACGGCAGAAAGCGAAGGCACAGUGAGUACGGCGGGUAUAGAGAUGCUGAGGAAGUUGUUCCCGGGCAAGAAACGAUCUGUCUUAGAAUUAGUACUGCGACGGUGCAAUCAUGACUUGCUGCGGGCGGUUGAGCAUUGCAAUGCUAUUCAUGGUCAACACGAUAAGGUGUCAUCUCUCGGCGCCGGAUCCAGUACUAGUUUCGAAACGUCAGUAUCAAGUUCUGAGGAAGUUGAGUCUAGAUGGUCCGCUUUCCGUCCCGUCGGUCCCCGGGCACCGCUACUGCCGGCUUUAGUGAUGGGCCGAGUCUGCGGCUCGGAUUGGCUGGUGCCAUUGCCAGCGUUGCCGGCUCUAAGCACUCCGUUACUGUUUCCUUUACAGCAUCCCCACGGACCCCAAGCUCCCUGCAACCCAUGUUCUCCUGAUUGCAGACAAUGUAAUCGCCAUUAA
Molecule: messenger RNA, 888 nt
Organism: Papilio polytes (common Mormon)
Lineage: Eukaryota; Metazoa; Arthropoda; Insecta; Lepidoptera; Papilionidae
Gene: dmrt93B
Product: doublesex- and mab-3-related transcription factor A2-like
Exons: 5
Coding region: 1-888 (295 amino acids)
Biological process (GO): regulation of transcription by RNA polymerase II; sex differentiation
Cellular component (GO): nucleus
Molecular function (GO): RNA polymerase II cis-regulatory region sequence-specific DNA binding; protein binding; DNA-binding transcription factor activity, RNA polymerase II-specific
Source: RefSeq, a predicted model, not a curated record